Molecule: messenger RNA, 221 nt
Organism: Rhagoletis zephyria (snowberry fruit fly)
Lineage: Eukaryota; Metazoa; Arthropoda; Insecta; Diptera; Tephritidae
Product: A disintegrin and metalloproteinase with thrombospondin motifs 9-like
Source: RefSeq, a predicted model, not a curated record
GUGGAUUACCGAUGACUGGAGUCCAUGUAGCCGGCUCUGCGGUCCUGGCUAUCGUGAGCGCAUGGUUGUGUGGCAUCACGACAACGAACGGUACUGGCUGUUGGCUGUUAUGUGUCGAACGCCAAAGCCAGCCACACAGGAGCCUUACAUAAUUGAGAAGUGUCCAACGUGGGAGGUGGAGGAGUGUAUUGGAUUGAGUAUGCUUUCAGUAUUUAGUACGA